Molecule: messenger RNA, 2923 nt
Organism: Stegodyphus dumicola
Lineage: Eukaryota; Metazoa; Arthropoda; Arachnida; Araneae; Eresidae
Biological process (GO): protein polyubiquitination; protein monoubiquitination
Molecular function (GO): ubiquitin protein ligase activity
Source: RefSeq, a predicted model, not a curated record
GCUAGCGAGGCCUAUGUAGCAUCUUAAGAAGCUGUUGAUCUGUAUGGUAAUAAAAUUGUGAAGUAGCACCAAUUAGUGCAUAUUUUUAAAGGAAAUUUUGAGGCACUUAACGUAUUAAGUGUUGUGUUUGAACGUUACGUGUUAUUAUUGGAUGAUUUUACAGUAUUCUGUUAUUUCGAGAAAUGGCUGUUGUAUGUUUUAGGAUUCUACAAAUAUGUCACUUAAAUUCUUAGUACUCGUAAGUGUUACUCGAUAAAGCGUUUUACGUCAAACUGACUCAAUUUUGACAUUUUUUGCGCUUAUCAUUCAUUGAAAAAGAAGAUCUUUGCAGAGUAUGCAAAGUUUCAUAAGUUAAUUGAACAUGGAAAGAAAACCGCAUAAAUUAAAAAUUGAAGAUGAUGAAAUGAAACCGAAAAGACUUAUUCCUAAUAAACCACGUGAAGACACAGUUGCUUCAUCCAGUGAUGAGAAUAAUAGAAGUCCUGUAGAACCAAAAAUGGAAAAUAGUAGUAGUUCUUUUAAAACUGAGGAAGAAAAAUCCGAAAGUGAGACUGCUAGCCGUGGUCGAAAUUUCCCAAGUGAGACUGCUAGCCGUGGUCGAAAUUCCCCAAGUGAGACUGCUAGCUGUGGUCGAAAUUCCCCAAGUGAGACUGCUAGCUGUGGUCGAAAUUCCCCAAGUGAGACUGCUAGCCGUGGUCGAAAUUCCCCAAGUGAGACUGCUAGCCGUGGUCGAAAUUCCUCAAGUGGGACUGCUAGCCGUGGUCGAAAUUCCCCAGAACCAAGCUGUGCUAUAUGCUUAGAGCAGCUUCAAAAUAAGUCAUUUACUGAUAGUUGCUUUCAUAUGUUUUGUUUUACAUGUUUGGUUGAAUGGUCAAAAGUAAAACCUGAAUGCCCUCUAUGCAAGCAAAAGUUUAAAAGUAUUGUGCAUAAUGUUCGCUCAGAUUUAGAUUAUGAUCAGUACUAUAUUAGAGGGUCUGAGAAUAUGUGGACUUACUUUGGAGAUCGGAGAUUUCGGUUUCGUACUACAAUGACUGCUGAAAGAUUUGUUGAAAGAAAUCAUAUUUCAUUACAAGAUACUCUUAAUAAUGAAAUUGCAUCUCACAGAAUGAGAUACGCACCCCAUUCUGUUAGACUUUAUUCUGCAUCUCAAACUGUAUUGCGUAUGCCAUGCAGUUUUAGGAGACAAAUUUAUGAAGAAAACUUAUGGGUAAAACCAUAUGCCGGAGUUCGAAUUAGAUUUAUAACUCCAGAAUUUUACAGAAAUAAUCCAGGUUGCACACAUAGAUUGCAUCGAUGGCUUUACAGAGAAUUAACUGCUUUGUUAUAUAAUGAAAACCAAGUGACUUUUGUCAUGGAAUUAAUCAUGGCUUUGAUUACACGUUAUGAAAUUACAAGUCAAGAAUUUUUUCUCCAUAUUCAACCCUAUUUUAACUCUCGUACAAGCCAUUUCAUUCAUGAAUUUUAUAAUUUUGCUAUUUCACCUUAUGACAUGGAAAGCUACGACAGACAUGCAUCUUAUAAUUCUUUAGAUACAAACAAAGUAACUCAUGAUCUGUCAUCAUCUGACAGUGAUGUCAUUCCACUUUCUAGUAGUAGUGGAUCAAAAGAUGCAUCAUCUGUAACUGCAGAAGAAUCUACUUCUGAAAGGAACAAACACAUACAAGCUUAUAAACGUCUGAAAAAAUUGGUUCUGAAAAGAAACAGUAAAAAUGAUUCUUGGGAGCAUGUUGCACCACCAGUGUCACUGCUUCAUAAUUACAGCAGUAUGUCUAGCGUCCCAUUUUUAUAUUCAAAUCCUGGACCUAGCACAUCUGGUUUCAAUUCAUCUUCGUUCAGAAUGCCGCAUGAUACCUCAUCGGUAGAAGUUCAACCUUCUGAUGAUAAUAAUAAUAAUGAUGAUGAUGAUGAUGAUGAUGAUGAUGUCCAAAUAUUAAAUGUGCUUAAACCUCCAAAAGAGAGAACACCUGAAAUUGUUGAUUUGUUGUCAAGUGAUGAUGAGUCAAAAAUUAUUGUUGUAUCAUCUGGUAAUGAGAGUUGUUCUGAUACUGAGAGGGGCUCUUGUGUAAAAGCUCCCUCAGAAGUCCAGAGUUCUAAAAAUAUUGAUGAGCCAUUUUCAAGUGAUUGUGUUUAUGUUCCUUGGAAUGAACCUUCAACAUCUAACUCAUAUAAAAUUGAAAAUGUCACAUACAAAGUAGAAAGUGAUGUUAAUGUAUCCGGAAGUAAUAAUGCUGAGCCAAGCUCUUCAGGUGGAAAAAAUAUUGAAAGAAAUCAGUUCACAGAAGUGAAAAAAAGUCCAACUUUAGCCUCUGCCGUGGUUAAACCACUGUCGGUAGUAAAUAAGUCUGUUGCUUGGAUUCCACAUGCCAGACGUAAAAGACGUAGUCCUUCACCAACAAAUGAUGAUGGAAGUUCAACUGAAAGUUGCUCAGGUUUUGAAAAUUUUUCAGAGUUAACUCCAAAAGUUAAGACUCUGAAAUUGCGUAGUGUAGUUGCACAUUUUUCAUUUGAUCGCAGUGACGAAAGAAACAGUUCUGGUCAUCGUUCUUCACACAAGAGAAGGAAAGAGAAAAAAAAGAAAAAGAAAAAACACACUCAUAAACGUAAGCAUCGUAUUUAUUCAGAUGAAAGUGAUUGAUUGAUCAACAUAUUAACAUUUGACUGGAUUAUUGUUUUCUACCUAUCUACUCAUAUUUGUGGUUUUUUGUACAUAGUUUGGGAAUCAUUUUUUCAUAUUAAUUGUGUAUGUAUGAAUUUUUCAAGCUAUUCAUCCUAACAUUAUAAAAAUUACGUACCUUGGAUUUUCUUAGUAUGUGAGUAUAAAGAAAUAUUGAUUAUUUUUUGCCAUUGAUUUUUGUUAACAUAUUAUCUUGUACUUAUUUAUACAAUUUUUAUUUCAUACUUUAAUAAAGUAUUAAAAUCUGUA